Molecule: messenger RNA, 858 nt
Organism: Triticum turgidum subsp. durum (durum wheat)
Lineage: Eukaryota; Viridiplantae; Streptophyta; Magnoliopsida; Poales; Poaceae
Source: the annotation of a GenBank genome assembly
AUGCACAGAGGAAGAGAACGAACUUCAUAUAUCCCUUUUUUAAUCAAUCAAGAAACAAGAUCGGACGUGAUUCCAGUUCGUCUCCAUUUUAGUGACACUCUUCCUCAAGCAAGGCAGCCGAUAAGUCAUCGAAGGGUUUGUUUGAAUAAUGGACUGGUAACCAUUACUCAUUUGAAAGUUUCCCACGGUGAUCUAAUAUCUUUUAAAGAAAAUGACGGGAGAACCCGCGGUUUUGAAAUAAGGAGAUCUUUCUAUAUCGACAUAUCAGUUGGAAAAAUCAUAGGCAAAUUCCUAUCUGCCAUAUCAGUUGGAAAAAGAAGAGGCAAAUUCCUACCGGCCAGAAUCUGGAGAAGAACAAAAAAAGAAUGGUUCCGCUUACUCACAACUCAGAGGGGAUGCCGCUUACUACUCAAAUCCAAGGAAUUGCAAACGUUGCGUUCUUAUAUGCAAGAAGAAGACUUUGAAAGAACAAAGAAGUUUGGAUCCGCAAAAGUAUGCUUAGGCAGUUCCUUCGCUGAGCACAACAGAAUGAAGAGGAAUUUGUUUCAUUUCAAAUACUUCUUCUUAUUGAAAAGAGGGAAGGAGAAAAACCGAAAUCUUCCUACUCGAACAAUAAGUCCUUUUGUAGAAAAGUCUUCUUUAUAUGGUAAUUCAACCUAUUGCUCCAGAUACCCAUUUACUAGGAAGAUAAGAAUCAAAAGGAUCGAACUACCUACUCAUUAUUCGGAGGUGAAUCAUAGAACACUAAAAGCUGUGGUAUCUUAUGGACCUAACAUAGGUCACAUCCCUCACGACAUAAGAUUGAAAGAUCCAAACCUUCCUCUUCGGAGCGGAAACGGACGUGGCCAAAACAUAUAA